Molecule: messenger RNA, 2131 nt
Organism: Clupea harengus (Atlantic herring)
Lineage: Eukaryota; Metazoa; Chordata; Actinopteri; Clupeiformes; Clupeidae
Gene: aig1
Product: androgen induced 1
Cellular component (GO): endomembrane system; membrane
Source: RefSeq, a predicted model, not a curated record
GUGGCGAUGACGCUGGAUGGACGGAAGCUGCCUGUUGCUAUAGUAACUACUGCCUUUGUUCCAGUGCUGACCUGCGUGCUCUACGUAACCGCACGGGCGCAUUCACCUCAAAGACGAGGAAGGAUCCCUCGUCACACCCCACGGAUGAAAACAGUAGGGUUAGGUUAUAUUACUUGUAGACAGGAUAAAGCUAGAAAAUGGCGCUCAUCCCCUCUCAAAUAUUGAGAGUGGCAAUUCUUCUGUCGUAUUUUUCUGUUCUGUGCAAUUAUAAAGCCAUCGACAUGCCCGCUCAUCAAACAUAUGGUGGUAGCUGGAAGUUCUUAACGUUUAUAAAUCUGGUAAUCCAAGCAGUAUUCUUUGGUGUGUGUGUGCUGACGGACUUGACCAGCCUCUUGACUAAAGGCACCAUGUGCCAAGAACAGGAGAGGCAGCGGAGGAAACUAAUUGGUCUUAGGGACUGGUUGAUGGCUGUGCUGGCAUUUCCUGUGGGUGUGUUUGUCGUGACCAUGUUUUGGAUCCUCUACCUGUAUGACAGAGACUUAAUAUACCCACGACUCUUGGAUAAUUUCAUUCCACAGUGGCUAAACCAUGGAAUGCACACAACAGUACUCCCCUUCAUCAUAAUUGAGAUGAGAACAACACGACACCAGUAUCCAAGUCGGCUGUGCGGACUUCUGACUGUUUGCAGCUUCGCUAUGGGAUAUGUACUAUGGAUGUGUUGGGUCCAUCAUGUGACUGGAGUAUGGGUCUACCCGCUGUUGGAGCAUCUUGGCACCAUAUCCAAAGUCCUUUUUUUCUUAUGUCUGACCGUUAUCAUCAGUGUAUACUAUGUUCUUGGAGAAAUUCUCAAUAGUUAUAUAUGGGACUUCAGAAAAAAGAGUAAGUCCUCAUGAAUCAGCAUAACCUAUGCUGAUUUUUUCUGUCUACAUGUUUCUUCAGUCCCACUAUUGAGAAAGCAAUAAUGACUGUGUUACAUUUUGUGGCAUGAUUCAUGACACAAUAUAGCACAAAAUCAUAAACAUCAGAAAUUGAUCAAUAAAAUCAUGCUAGCAAAGGAAUUCACUGUUAAAGAUGAGCAUUUCAUUAUAUAUUUUCAUAAUUCUAUAUAGCAAACAUGUGGUAUUCAUUUGAAAGUACAUUAAUCAGUUCAAGGCUACUUAAAUCAUAUUGAGCUUGAAAGCUUUUUUUAGAAGCCCUAAUUUUAUUGAUUUUACAAUGCAUGUUACAUUCCUCAAGGACUAAACCUAAUUGUAUUACUAGGCAGCAGACAAGCCGACUCAAACUCUAGUCACGUUAUUUGUGACUUCUGACUUGACUUGACAAAAUGAAAAAUAUUUGCGACUUGAUUUGAAAAUAUUUGAGACUUGAUUAUCAAUGACUUGGUACUUGAAUUGACUUUCAGGUCAUUGACGAGUUACGAUGAGUUGUAUUUUUGUUAAAAGAAUGAGUUGUAUUUUUUUAAAUACAAUCAACCGCAGGCAGCUAAAGACAGGAUUACAAAUGUCAUUUUCCUGUGCAGACUGGACAGUUCCUACUCAUAUUUAAAGUAUGAAAAAGUCACUUGAAAUUCGUAACACACAUAGGAAUUACAUGAACAUAAUCGUACAUAUCAUAUGUUUAUAACCCCGAUCUCCAGGAACUGCCGUGAGUAGGUUACGGUGCAGCAGGUAGCAAUGUAGCACUAUGCCGAAUAGGCUAGAUGUUGACAAGUAGUGAUUGUACAAUUAAAGGUCUGAUUUUUCUCAUUUCUCCAGUGUGAGACCAAGAAGUGAAUAUCUUGCAACCCUUUUUACCCACCUUUACCAGGGGUGCCAAUAAUUGUGGAGGGGACUGUAGUACAAAAUCGUUUCUAUUCCUGGUGACAAAUAUACGCAAAGUUCCGACCACUCAAGAGUUCUCAUUAGCUAAGCUUUGAAUGUUUACAUCAUUAUGUUUGCAGCAGGUUAUUUAUGUUUGAUGGCAUUUAUAGCCAUGAUCAGUGCCUUGUUCAUCUGUUCAUCUGUCAUCAUUUGGGUCACUUCUGAGAUAGUUUUAUUGGGUGUUUUUCCUGCACAAAGUGACAUGGUUGUGCCUACUGGUUGUGGCAUAAUGACAAUAAAUGAGGCUGAUCAGCACCAGGGAUUGAAAACAA